CGGCAAAUGGGCAUUCUCGAUAGUUAUGAUAAAGACAAUGCAGAUGAACGGUUAAAUAGCAAUAAACCUAAUUUAUUCAUCCCUGGGAAGAGAUUGCGUAAAGAUCAAUAUAUUCUUUUAAAAUGAACAUUAGGUUGGCUGCGCUCACUCUUUUGGGGGACAGAUGGAUAUCAGCAUUGUUGACAAGGCGGUCAGUAGUUCGUCUUCUUCAAAGAUCGUACCUUUGGAAUUCAUCAUGAUGUAUAGUAAAGUCCCAUUUUCAACUUGCUGUAUAUCUUUUGAUUCAAGACGGAAAAAAUCCUGCGUUUGUGGAGUCACGAGCACGCUAAUUUUUUUUUCACCGCUGGUGCGCCAGCAGGAAAAGCGUAUUGCUGAUUUCCGGGCUAUUUUUUUGAUUUCUGUCCAUGUCUAUUGUGUGCAGAUGGUUGGCGCUGACGCUGCUGCUGGUGGCAUCAUGUGCCGCAUCGUCUAUCAAGAAUAUCGUUGUUUUUGGCGAUUCGUAUUCGGACACAGGGAAUUUGCAACAAAUGAGUAAUGGCCCCAUGUGGCUGGAAACUCUGGCUGUAGGCUGGAACGCUGCACUAUACAACUUUGCCUUUUCCGACGCUGUGUGUGAUCGAGGCUUGUUCGAUGAGGCAUCGGUUGAAAAUGCUUCUCCCGGUAUCAAAGACCAACUGGAGAUGUACUAUCGUGAAGAUCUCAAGUUGGAUCCCAAUGAAACGGUGUAUGUUGUUUGGGCAGGCAUCAACGAUAUCGAAAAACUGCUUCGCCAACGAGCCCACAAGGAUGAAGCCCCACAAAUUAUUCCUGACAUCAGUCCUAUCGUGAAUUGCCUUAUUCAACAAAUCCGCAACAUCCGUAAAGUAUUUGGUGGUCAUCGAUUCAUUACAUUGAAUACGGUCCCGUUUGAGUUCUCGCCCUAUUUUUCGGACACCGCAUUAGACGAGAGGCGAAACAAGGCCAUCCAUCGGUUUAAUGCUCUUUUAAAACAGCACGUUAUCCGGCUGAACCAACAGCACAGCACGCUGGAACUUGAUCUCGUGGACGUGCACGCGUUACUAUCCGAUAUCGCCAAAGACCCGGUCACAUUCGGGUUUAAAGAAGGGAAAAAGGCCUACUGGGACGUAUGUCAAGGCCGUUGCUCGGAUGAUGUCGACAGCUACGUUUGGUGGGACCGGGUCCAUUUGACAGGAGGCGCGGGUCAAACCAUCGCGAAUAGUGUUUUGUCGUCAGGGUCGAUGGAAAUAGCUACAUCUGUUGCAUCCUUGGCUGAGGUUCGAACUCUGUUGAAUGAAACCAACUCGAGCUUCAAGUCGCCGGUGUUCAAAGCCAGGUAUCACACGGGCGUCAUCGAGGAAAUCAUCCAGGACAAGAAAGCGAAACAAACCAGCGUGGAAUCUUCGAUGGAUGAACCGUUCUUACCCGAAAAUCCGCAUCCUUGGAUGAAAUCCAUAUCAAUAUUACUGUUUCUUCUCGGUUUUCUGUGCUUGGGCCUGGUCAUUUACAAGAAGCAAAGAAGACGAACCGGGAGUGGUAUUGCCGCCUUAUCUGCGCUUGUUCAAACCAAUCGCCAACAGGGCCGUGGUCAAUUCAUGCCAUUGCACAACACGGAUGCCGAACCAUAAACGGCGGAUAGGGUUCAUUGGUCAUUGGAGUGACUCACCCCCUUUCUACAAGCUUCUUAUCGCUUCGCGAUAUGCUCUCGUUUUAACUUCUUUUUUUUUGUUCGUUUUUGUUUGGGAUGAUUUGUUUGUUGCCUUUUUUAUUCUAUUUAUUUCAUGAUUCAUGUGAGAGAAAAAUCACUUGGAUAUAAAAAUUGAAGUGCUGCUGUCGUUUGACAUGACAGACAAGUUUGUUGCUCUACGUUGCUUCAUACAAAUUAGACAAUUAAACAACAAGGAAUGCGUUCAGAGAUCGGGGCUGCAUGAUUUUCAGA
Messenger RNA from Radiomyces spectabilis, 1936 nucleotides. Its product is annotated as GDSL-like Lipase/Acylhydrolase-domain-containing protein. Gene Ontology annotation, molecular function: hydrolase activity, acting on ester bonds. The transcript has 6 exons. Lineage: Eukaryota; Fungi; Mucoromycota; Mucoromycetes; Mucorales; Radiomycetaceae. The coding region runs from base 405 to 1625 and encodes 406 amino acids. The record is from RefSeq and is a predicted model, not a curated record.